Fonsecaea erecta is the source of this 558-nucleotide messenger RNA. RefSeq lists its product as hypothetical. The transcript has a single exon. Bases 1 to 558 code for a protein of 185 amino acids. Lineage: Eukaryota; Fungi; Ascomycota; Eurotiomycetes; Chaetothyriales; Herpotrichiellaceae. The record is from RefSeq and is a predicted model, not a curated record.
AUGUCCGCCAGCCUGCCGCUGACGAUCGUGCAUCACUCACUGCGGGUCUACUUGUUGGCGAACUGGUUGGCUGAGCGCGAGAAGAGUGAGUGGGCGGGCAGUGAUCUCCUGUUCGUGGCAUGUGUGUGCCAUGACAUCGGUGCCUCCCAAGCGCACAAUGGCCCGCAGCGAUUCGAGGUGGAGGGUGCCGAUGCUGCCGCCAACCUCUUACGCAGGCAUUCGAGGUCGGAAGCUGAGGCACACGAAGUCUGGACGGCGAUCGCUUUACAUACCUCGCCCGGCAUAGCAGAACGCAUUACACCAUUGGCCAGGCUGGUGAGGUUGGGCGUUCUCAUUGAUUUCCGUCCGGCCAUCAAGGCGCAGCUAGAAGCAGGGACGUAUGCAGAAACCAUCGAGGCCAAACUGCCCCGGCUGGAGAUUGAGAAAGUCUUGGGGGACGCCGUCGUUCAACAAGCUGUUCAGAAUCCCGCAAAGGCCCCCGCAGCUUCAUGGCCAAACAACCUCUACAGGUCACACCUGGAGAACCCCGACUGGACGGGUGUCAAUCGAGCAUUUUGA